This is a messenger RNA of Uncinocarpus reesii 1704, 4557 nucleotides long. RefSeq lists its product as uncharacterized. Gene Ontology annotation, biological process: protein phosphorylation. The coding region runs from base 1 to 4557 and encodes 1518 amino acids. Gene Ontology annotation, molecular function: protein binding; protein kinase activity; ATP binding. Lineage: Eukaryota; Fungi; Ascomycota; Eurotiomycetes; Onygenales; Onygenaceae. The record is from RefSeq and is a predicted model, not a curated record. The transcript has 3 exons.
AUGGCAAACAUUGAACUCGACGAUAUCGCGACUGAUACAAGUGCAGUGCUUCGCAGCGGUCGUGGAGAAGGCUCAGGCACUCAGCUUGCUGCCACACAGCUGCACGCCUCUCCCGCUGAUGUGGAUUUCUUAUCGUUCAUCUAUACUCUCUGGCAGUUGAAUAUCCCUGUUUUAAAUCCAUGUUUGUUGGAUACCCAGACCGCGAUUUCAGCAAGUGGCACGCUUGGAAGGGGCGGACAGUCGGUGGUGGACGCUGUAUAUGAGAAUCAACGGUACUCAAACAAAUAUGACGAAUCUUCAGCCUCAAAGGUCAUCUACAAAAGGACAGUUAAACGAACUGCCCAAGGAGAGGGUGAUCCUUCUCAUGAUACUGCAGCACUCGAAUCUUUUGUCCGCGAAGUAUCUGUCCUCGGUAGACUUCGUGGUCACCCAAAUGUUAUACAACUCCUUGGGGUAGCAUGGGAGCAAGCAGAGGGGUGUGAAAUCCGUCCCGUCCUUGUUAUCGAAUAUGCCCCCUUCAAUUCGUUAGCCUAUUUCCUUUCGGAGCAGACCGCUACUGCCCUCAAUUUUCAUCAGAAGCGAGAAUUUUGCGCGGAUAUCGCAUCCGGGCUAUCGUCGGUCCACGAGAAUGGCAUCAUCUGGGGAGACUGUAAGCCGGAGAAUAUCCUGAUCUUUAAGGACGACAGCCGUCCCGGAGGCCUACGUGCCAAAGUUAGCGACUUUGGCGCAUGCGAGCCUGAAGUUACUAUUGAAUCUCGGUUUAGAGGCUUUUCUGUGCCUUGGACUGCUCCUGAAGCCCUGACGGCGACGGGAUUCGCCCAACUUGUGAGGUCUGAGAUCUACUCGUUUGGUCUAGUGGUUUGGUCUAUCGCUAUGGACGGCCGACAGUUCCAGAAGCGAUAUUGGGGCGAAGCCAUGUCUAAAAAUCGCAGAAUCGAUGACGAGGAAGUCGGCAUUGAACAUAUUCAACGGCUAAAAGCGACCAGCUCAGAAGCAGCUGGGAUCUUGAAUAUAGCAGUCUCGUCCACGACCUCAUACUUGAAUUGCUCUGGGACUGGGGCGCAUCCUCUAGCGUCACAUAUAGAGAUCGAGACAUUUACCAGAGUGUUGGAAUCUACGCUUCAGCACAACCCGAAUCACCGAACUCAGGAUAUGGCAUCGGUAGCCCAACGCUUGUAUCUGCUUUCUCCAAAAUCAGUUACGAAGCCGAUCUCUAUAUCCAGGUUUAAUGGGGAAUUGAGUCUGGAAUAUCUCCUAUCCACCUAUGGAGCAGACUCGCACCUGAAACCUGUUGCCUCGUUAAUUCUCGAAAAGCUCAUCAAUCUCAACUCUGUGGCGGAAAAUCCUCAAAGUCGUUUCCAAGCCAGCCUCUGUUACCUUGUUGGGUUCGGGACUAAAGUGGAUUUGGGAAAGGCAGCUGAGUUGAUGAAAUCAUCUGCAUUUCUCGAUUAUCCCAAAGCUCAAGGCAUGUAUGCGACUAUUCAGGCCAUUAUAUCAUUAAAGCAGGAAUGUAGGGACCACACUCAGGAAAACAGCACAACGACCGAACAAAAUGCGGAUUUGAUCAUGUUCGAUGACUUGGAAAUAGAAAAUAAUCAAGAGACAGCGUCUAGCCCCCCUGUGCAAGUUCACACGGAUGAAGAAAUGGAAUGGCUCAAAGACGCUUCCGCCGCUGGCUCAUGGCUUGCUGCAGCAGAGCUACAUAAUCGGAGCCCUACCGAUUUCCAAAUUGCAGUUAGUCGUUUCCGUUCAUCUCUUGUUGACUUUCCUUCUGCCAAGGAAGAGUGCGAUGAGUUUAGUACUCUCAGUGAGCGCUCCGGAUCGCUCAAAGGAAAUAGCGCACUUCAUCUUGCUGCACUCAAGGGAAGCGAGACUAGUCUGAAAAGACUUAUUGAUAUCCAUGACACAUUGGAGCUAGUCAAUGGCAUCGGUGAAACGCCGCUAAUCUGCGCGACAAGAGCAGGACAUGCUGGUAUUGCCGCCUUUCUCCUUACCCAUGGGGCAAACAUCAACCAUGCCGAUAAUCGCGGGAUCACUGCUUCACACUGGCUGGUGUUCAUGAAUGCUUCUGAGCUCCAACUACUACAAUGCCGGAUUUCGGAUGCAUUGCUGGAUGCGCAGAGCAUUUCAAGAGUCGACUGCUCGGAACACUGGGGGGCAACAUUACAACCAGGAACUCCUCUGGAUUGGGCAGUGGAUCGACGGAAUUUUGAUGCCGUAGAUUUGUUUUUAGAAAGGGGUGCUAAUCCGCAAAUCCAAACCUUAGGCCGCCCGUCGGCUAUCAAUCGGGCAGCCGGCAGACACGAUUUCCAGAUGUGUGAUCGUAUCCUCAGGAAAUAUCCCUGCUUAUCACUUGAUAUAUUUGAUUCGCAUGGCGAGUCGCCCCUGUCGUACUGCUUUCAAACGGAUUAUACUCUAGAAAGACUUUUGAUUUCUGGUACACAAAGUGAAGCAUUUCUGGAGGUUUUAGAACUAUUCGCAAGGCACGGAACCGACUUUACCUACAUCAAUGCUCAUGGCGAAAACGUCCUUUACAGUGCUAUUAAGCGGGGAAACCUGGAAGAGAUCGAAAUACUUCUUUCCUGGCUAGAGAAAAGGCAAAUUCAUCUCGAGUUCAUAUUCAGUGCUACUGGGCCUAAUCGAUGGUCAAGUUUUCGGCGUGCGCUCUAUGCCAGUGACAAAAGGAUAUUUACCACGAUCUUUAGCCAAAUUGAUAUCGGUGAGCUCAAUGCCUUACAUGUCGACGAGUCUCCUGAUGGUCUCAGCAUCUUCCAUGAGCUUGCUUUUGUUCCAGAAUCGAAUGCUCGUGAGAUUGGAAAAGUGAUUUUCUCAGGAAAGGGUAUGCAGAAGACUCGGCUGCGCAAAGCCCUACGGAACUGCCGCCUCCCAGCAUGGGGGGGUCGCGCUCGUAUGACUGCUUUCCAGCUAGCGGUUUUGUGCCAGAACUUUUCACUGGCAGAUUUCUGGGUCAAAAUGGGAGCCAACCCUCUCGCAGGCCUUGAACGACAACGUUUUCUGGGGUAUCUUAUCUCGUAUCAGAAGAUUUUGGCCGCUGAACCCAGCAAGUGGCUUCUCUACAUGAGAGAUGACGGUGUUCCGAAUGUUUUGAGGCGGUUUCCGCAUCCAGCGGCAAUUGAGAAAUCAAUUACAUACCUGCUGUGCAGCGAUUCUGUGUGGUGGAGCAUGCUUCGAAGGCCCGGCUGGAGCGUUUACUGGCAUGGCCCCGAAUUUGAUCGUGAUUCGGAGCAUGAGCCGCUGAUUGCCUGGAGGCCUGAUAUGUUUACCGCGUUAACGGCCCUCAUGAGAGCUGACUCUUCAAAUGAACGCUCAAUGAAUAGACAUGCCUUGCAAACUUAUGGAACAUCUGGAUAUCUGGAUGCGAAUUCCUUGGCGUUCUCGCACCGAGUUAGGCACACGCUUGAUUUCGGUUCUUUCCUUAUCUCAUAUGAAGCCAAUUCUCAGAAACAUGCUCGCUCUGGCCAUAAUUUGGUCACGGCCCUUGACCUAGCGUUUGACAUGGUGUUGCACAGUUCGUAUUCGGACCAAGCCGAGCGCAUCUUCCUUGCGAUCCUUGACAAGUAUAGCGGCCCGUUGCAUUGCAAUUUUCCGUAUUUCCAUUAUUCACCGAUCGGGAGAUCGUGGAUGAGAAAUUUGACCCGUCGUGAAACACUCCUGCACCGAGCCAUUCGCGCAGGGAAAAUAACUAUCGUUGAGAGGCUCCUAGAACACGGGGCGGAUUGGAACAUGGCUAACACGAACUGGCAGUCUCCUUUACGACUUGCAAAUCUGCUAUUUUACAAUUUGAACCCAGACGACUUAGCAAAUCACGGAUCAUUUUUGCAGAGAUUAGGCCCCGCCGUGCCACCGAAUUCCGCUGAUAUUGAGACUGCUAACACAGUGGACAACAGCGACGGUUCUGCAUCUGUGAUCUUGGCUAUUCUCAACGAGCAUGCUCGAUCAAGUCCUCAGCAUAAACUCUGGGGUCCAAUUCGCGCAAUUCGGGAGGUGCAUUGGCCAUGGAGCAAGUAUGAAACGGACGAUCUCGGCAUUCGAUUUAUCAUAUAUUAUGUAUUCGUACUUACUUUGGUGGCUUUGAUACUCGGUAUUCCGCUAUACGUCUGGAAUUCCAUAGCGUCAACGACCUCAGUGAAGCUCUUGGAUGUCCUGGUCAAUUUACAAUUGGUAGGAGAUUGUGUCAUGCUUGCGAAGCGCAACGGCUCCGACCCUCGAGCCCAGUGUUCGGUUGAAAACUCGGAGGCCGUACGGGCUUUUCAGGACGUCGCACUGCCACCAGUGGCUUCCCUGCGGAAUCUGACUACUGCAGUUGUUGAUACGUUUAGUGGCUGUUACAAUGGGUCACUCCCACAAAGGUUGCAUGGCAAUAGCACAUGUCCCUGGCCAUCCACCAUUGGCGUUCCCGGCUGCGAUGACGACACGGAUCAAGGGUACUUUGAUGCGGCGGAGGGUGAGUUCACUAGUCAGAUGGAAUAUUAUUUGAAAAAGAUGGUCAAAUGCAAAUGUACUUGGCGAGGAAAGCCAUAUCGAGAGGAGCCAUGA